Molecule: messenger RNA, 714 nt
Organism: Eimeria mitis
Lineage: Eukaryota; Apicomplexa; Conoidasida; Eucoccidiorida; Eimeriidae
Exons: 3
Coding region: 1-714 (237 amino acids)
Source: RefSeq, a predicted model, not a curated record
AUGAAACAUUUAUCUCUUACGGGGCGUCUGUUGCCUCGCGUUGCUGCGUGUGUUGCGGUGUAUCUCUUUUGCCUGUAUCCUUCAUUUCUGUUCUCUGCUGCUGAUGCCGUGCCAGCAGCAGACAGCAGCAAGAGCAACAAAGACGAUGAGGUUACUGGUGAUGAUGCAGCUCUUCCCCCUUUUACUGGGGGCUUGUUUGAAUACCGCCGCAUCGGGGCUGAGCUCGUCAGCCUAUGGAGAGAAUACACCGCAAUGAGUGACGCAUUAAGCCACUUGCUGCGGGACUACAACGUGGCUGUGAAGCAGGAGCAGCGGGUAGAGUUGGUGGGUAUGUUACAGAGGAAACACAAAGCAGCAGAAGCAGCACUGCAGCAGCAGCAGCAGCGGCGUCAGCGGGGUCGGCGUGGUGGUGCUGCUGCUAUGCUGCCGUUACUGUAUGGAGAGUUGGCGAGUUUGAAGGAGUUGAAGAAACAGAUGAAAAGAAUAGAUAAAAAACUAGAAAAAAUACCAGAAUAUAGACAAGCAGAAGAGAACGCAAUGCAGAUUCGUUUCGGUUCUACCCCUCAGCAGCAGCAGCAGCAGCAGGAGCAGCAGCAGCAGCAGCAGCAGCAGCAGCAGCAAUUGGUAUUUGUAUGUCUUGCUGUUGAUGCGACGGCACCGACAGCAGCAGCAGCGGGAGGAGCAGCAGCAGCAGCAUCUUUAUCAUCCUUAUAA